Messenger RNA from Catharus ustulatus (Swainson's thrush), 1638 nucleotides. RefSeq names its product keratinocyte proline-rich protein-like. The record is from RefSeq and is a predicted model, not a curated record. Lineage: Eukaryota; Metazoa; Chordata; Aves; Passeriformes; Turdidae. Bases 664 to 1638 code for a protein of 324 amino acids. The transcript has 2 exons.
AAAUCCUGAUCCUGGAUCCUAAAGAUGGAGUCUAAACCCAGAAGGGAUCCCAAAUCCAGAUCCUGGAUCCCAAAUCCUGAUCCUGGAUCCUAAAGAUGGAGCCUAAACCCAGAAGGGAUCCCAAAUCCAGAUCCUGGAUCCCAAAUCCUGAUCCCGGAUCCCAAAUCCUGAUCCUGGAUCCCAAAUCCUGAUCCUGGACCCUAAAGAUGGAGUCUAAACCCAGAUCCUGGAUCCCAAAGAUGGAUUCCAGAUCCCAAAUCCUGAUCCAGGAUCCUAAAGGGGGAUCCUGAACCCAGAUCAGACCCAGGUGGGAUCCCAAACCCAGAUCAGACCCAGGAGAGAUCCCAAAUCCAGAUCCUGGAUCCCAAAUAUGGAUCCUGGAUCCUAAACCCAGAUCAGACCCAGGAGGGAUCCUAAAGAUUGGUUCCAGAUCCCAAAUCCAGAUCCUGGAUCCUAAAGGGGAAUCCUGGAUCCUAAAGAUGGAGCCUAAACCCAGAUCAGACCCAGGAGGGAUCACAAAGAUGGAUCCUGGAUCCCAAAUCCUGAUUCCGGAUCCUAAAGGGGGAUCCUGGAUCCCAAACCCAAAUCCUGCAUUCUAAAGAUGGAGCCUAAACCCAGAUCAGACCCAGAAGGGAUCCCAAAUCCAGAUCCUGGAUCCCAAAGAUGGAUUCCAGAUCCCAAACCCAGAUCUCAAAGCUGGAUUCUGGAUCCCCAAACCCAGAAUCCAAAGCUGGAUCCUGCUUCACAAACUCACAUCCCAAAUCCAGAUCCUGGAUACCAAAUCCCAAAGCUGGAUCCCAGAUCCCAGCCCGUGUCAGUGUGGCUGUGCCAGGUCCAGGCGCCGCACGAAGCCGUCGCUGCCACCACGGCUGUGGCUGUGCCCGCAGUGGUUCAGGGGCUCAAUCCCAUCCCAGGCCCAAGAUCCCAGCCCUGGAUCCCAGAUCCCAUCCCAGCCGAUGUCAGUGUGACUGUUCCAGGCUGGCCUUGCCCAGGUGCCGCACGAAGCCGUCGCUGCCACAUCCAUGCCCGUGCCCACAGUGGUUCAGCGGCUCAAUCCCAUCCCCAGUCCCAAAUCUGGACCCCAGACUCCAAAUCUGGAUUCCAGAUCCUAAAUCUGCAUCUCAGACCCCAAAUCUGGAUCCCAGACCCCAGAUCUGGAUCCCAGAUCUGGAUCCCAGACCCCAAAUCUGGAUCCCAGACCCCAAAGCUGGAUCCCAGAUUCAAUCCCAGCCCGUGUCAGUGUGGCUGUGCCUCGCCCAGGAGCCGCAGGAAACCAACAUUGCCACACCUGUGCCCGUGCCCAUGGCUGUGCCCACAGUGGUUCAGCAGCUCAAUCCCAUCCCAGGUCCCAAACUGGAUCCCAGAUCUGGAUCCCAGAUCCCAAAUCUGCAUGUCAGACCCCAAAUCUGGAUCCCAGAUCCCAUCCCAAACCAUGUCUGUGUGGCUGUGCCUCAUCCAGGUGCCGCAGGAAGCCGUGGUUGCCACACCCGUGCCCGUGGCCGUGCCUGCGGUGGUUCAGCGGCUCAGUUCCAUCCCAGACCCCAAACUGGAUCCCAGAUCUGGAUCCCAGACCCCAAAGCUGGAUCCCAGACCCCAAAUCUGGAUCCCAGACCCCAAAUCUGCAUCUCAGACCCCUAA